UCAGAGCCCUGUGGGGGGCAGUCGCGUACUAUCAGUUGCUCGUCCCCCGGAAAUGGCAGGAAAGGGUAGCGGCUACCACAAUAAAUACAUCCGCAACCCGUCUACCCAAACCGGGUUGAUGCCGACCUGGGCGAGGUUUGUUUUUUUUAUCAAAAUAAUGGUGGAGGACGAGUAACUUUGACGCUUUGGAGGCACGGGCUUUAUCGAGAUGUCGGGGCUGUAAAGAUGUUACUUCCGGACACUGUUGUUUAACGACGCCAAGGGCUAAACGGCUAGCUUGUUUGUUAACCUGCUAGCUGCUUGCUUGUCAUCAAAUUCUUUUGUCCUUUUUCCCGAAAAGGCUGUGGUUUAUACUGUCCGUUAGUAAAAACACCGCCACCAUAUUUGUAGGUUUUUGUGUCCUAUUUUAAUGUGACAUAUGCGUCGAGUCACAAUAAAUGGAUGACAUGGCGAUUGUAUCGGAAACUGUUUCAAAAUAAAACAAAUUAGCCUCGCAGGUUAUUGAUGGCGUCCUCAAAACCAGACCCCGUCAGCAAUGAGAACAAUUGUUCCAAAGAAAACACCAAUGAAGCAUCAGGCCAGAACUGUUUUUGCUUAGAUGACCUGGUGAACAUCGCCACUGUAGGUACAGGAACCUUUGGUCGUGUUUUUCUGGUACGGGAGAAAAAGAGCAGGACCUUCUAUGCCCUGAAGCAGAUGAAGAUCCCUGACGUGAUCCGCCUUAAGCAGGAGCAGCACGUCUACAAUGAGAAAGCUGUGCUGAAAGAAGUCAACCACCCCUUCCUCAUUCGACUGUUUUGGACGCACCACGAUGAAUGCUUCCUGUACAUGUUGAUGGAUUACGUGCCUGGCGGCGAACUCUUCAGCUACCUCCGCAACCGGGGCCGCUUCACCAACGCCACUGCUCUCUUCUACGCCUCGGAGAUUGUCUGUGCUAUCGAAUACAUCCACUCCAAAGACAUCGUGUACCGCGACCUCAAGCCGGAGAACAUCCUGCUGGACAGGGAAGGACAUAUCCGCCUGACCGACUUUGGCUUUGCCAAGAAGCUUUCAGAGAGAACCUGGACUCUGUGCGGCACUCCAGAGUAUCUUGCUCCCGAGGUCAUCCAGAGCAAAGGUCAUGGGCGUGCGGUGGACUGGUGGGCUCUCGGCAUCCUCAUCUUCGAAAUGUUGGCAGGGUAUCCACCUUUCUUUGAUGACAAUCCCUUUGGGAUCUACCAGAAAAUUCUGGCCGGAAAACUGGACUUUCCACGUCAUCUGGAUUUCUAUGUCAAAGACGUCAUCAAGAAGUUUCUGGUGGUUGAUCGAGGAAGAAGACUUGGCAACCUGAAGAACGGAGCAGAAGAUGUGAAGAAACACAAAUGGUUUAAGACUGUUGACUGGGAGACCGUUCCUCUGAGAAGAAUGAAGCCUCCCAUCGUUCCCAAAGUCUCCCAUGAAGGCGACACCACAAACUUUGAAGCAUACACCAACGACGAGUGGGAAAAAGAGCCGUCUGUUCCACAGAGAGACUUGGAAAUCUUCAGUAACUUCUGACACCCUCGCUUUUUCUUCAUAAUUUCAAAAAAAAAGUCUGUUAAAUCGUUGAUUCAUCUUUUACUUUGUUUUUUUUAGUAUCUUUUCUGAACAGAAAAAACGAGACUGUUAACUUUCCAGUUUGAACAAUCUUAUUCUUUUUUAAAUGUUUUAUAUUUUUGUCCUGUUCUGAUAGGAUGUAUUUCUUUGUGACCUCUGAACCCUGUGACUGUUAUCUGGCCAGAAGCGAGUACUCUGAGGAAUACUACUUUUAUUGUUUUAAGAAAGGCAACAAAGCGGUGCCUUAUGUUUUUUGCUACCAAUUUGGGGAAAUUUCACUUGAAAUUGUGAUUUUUUUUUUUACUUGUUGUCCAUUUGUGGCAUGUGUGGAAAAACUACAAAACCCACUGGUGAUCUUACAGAGUUUGUGGUUUUGAGGUGCUCUCGUCUCCUGCAAAAAAACCAUUUUUUUUUAAACGGUGAUGUCUAAAAGAAUGAAAAUGGAUGUUAAUUAUUCGGAUCAGAUUCGAAUACAGUUGACGUAUUUAUUCAAACUUCUAAAGGACAAACCCUAAUGAUUGGACUAGAAAAUAAACAUGCAACUGUGGAAGGGAAACACGGUCCCAUGCUUCUAUGUCAGCAUUUUUUUAACCAAUCUUUUUCAUAUUUGUAUUUUUAAUUACACUCGUCCUUUGCCAUGUUGCAGUUGGAAUUUCAUGACUUCACUACAUCACGGUUUUGACAAAAAUAUAUGACUAAAUCGUGCUGUACGUGGUUGAAUAUGGCCUAUUAGUCAAAACGUGCACAUUUUAAUCUUUAAAAAAGAAUCAAUUAAUAAGGAAGUCCGCCCCUCUGUGACAUCACAAAGGGACAGACUUCCUCAUAUGAGCGUGUCUGGAAGCCAUACUCUCUGCCUUUCCCCAAGCUCUGCUCCUCUGUUUAUUUGCUAGCACAGCCACAUUUGUUUACAAUUCCUAAAGACGCAACCAUCAGGCUCAAGUGAUCGGCGUUCCUGAUUCCCUACCAGAAAAAGAAAUGCAUUUUAAUCUGUCAACGGCAUAUCACACUGGACUGUUUAGUGAACAUGGGCAUUAAAAACGGAGGCACCUGAAAAAUACACCAGCAAAACAUACAAUAGACACACAAAGACACUCAAACUCCUUUGAAGUCUCUUAGUUUUGCAUCCUGACAAAACGUACCCGCCGAUAGAGGGACUGUAGGAGCCCUUGCAAGUGGUUGGUACCUCGGCUUUAACACCGCUCUCACCUGCGGAAAAGUGUUUUACAUUUCCAAACAAGUAAGUAUAACUUAUUAUGGUGUGAAAAAAACAUUUUUAUUGGGACAACAAAUUAGGAUGAUAUUGAAAUUCCUUACCAGCAAGUUUGUCAUAAUGGAGAAACAUUUACAAUAUCCAUCCUUUGAAAAAAAAAAAAAACACACCUACUUUUCAACCUUUUCAUCUCUUAAUCUGAGAAAAAAAACACUGCAGACAUUACGACAUAAAACAUUCCUAUUAUCACAACAGAAGUCCAAAAAUGACACCAGAAUGUGUGAAUACACAAGUUGAACAAUAACAACAUUCAGUACAAUAAAUGGUCAAGCUGGUAAAUUGUUUUGUCAUGGUUAAAAAAAAAAAGCCCAUCAAACUGAACAACAUAAAAGAAUCCAUGGAAGAGGUCGGCCUUGUGCAGACUCCCGUCUACGAUGUGCUGAGCAAGGUGCUGAAAGCUGAAAACGGAAUACAAAUACAACAUGCAUCAUCUGGAACAGUUCAGAUAACAUGAGCAACACAUGAAACAUUACAUCACACUCACUGGUCUAGAAGUGGCGAACACAUCUUAUCCCGGGCUGACAUGUAUUCAAUAUACAGUAAUCCCGUAUAUAUGACGGUUACUUGGGUCCAGACCUGACCCUGAUAAAAUGUUCUCCAAGUAGGAUUUCUUAUUUAUCAUGGUGAUAUGACCAUACACUCAUUAUGUCAUUGUAUGGUCAUAUCACCCAGUCACAUUUCAGUGU
Doryrhamphus excisus (bluestripe pipefish) is the source of this 3531-nucleotide messenger RNA. RefSeq names its product protein kinase X-linked (gene prkx). Gene Ontology annotation, cellular component: cAMP-dependent protein kinase complex; cytosol. Gene Ontology annotation, molecular function: cAMP-dependent protein kinase activity; ATP binding. Gene Ontology annotation, biological process: protein phosphorylation. Lineage: Eukaryota; Metazoa; Chordata; Actinopteri; Syngnathiformes; Syngnathidae. The record is from RefSeq and is a predicted model, not a curated record.